Molecule: messenger RNA, 532 nt
Organism: Acaromyces ingoldii
Lineage: Eukaryota; Fungi; Basidiomycota; Exobasidiomycetes; Exobasidiales; Cryptobasidiaceae
Exons: 3
Coding region: 26-427 (133 amino acids)
Biological process (GO): 2-oxoglutarate metabolic process
Source: RefSeq, a predicted model, not a curated record
CUGAAGACGAUAGACACGGGCAAGGAUGUUGCGAACAAUUGUCCGUCGUGCGAGGGUGCACCAGCCCAUGAUCAAGUUCCCGGAGCGCCACAACGGCUCGUCUUCGUCGGAGCCGCACACGCCUCAUCCGCACCCAGCGGCACCAAAGGAAGUUGCCAAGUCCUUUGACCACUUCCAGGAAGUCUUCAAGUCGGGCCCCCACUUUGACCCGUCCAAAGUGGAGCAGUCCAGCCCGUCGCAGGGCAAGAGCGGCGGUGGCGGCGAUGGGGGGAAAACAAAGGGCGGUCUCAUGGCAAGCGACAACCCCGAGGCGGUAGACGAUGUCACCCAGCUCCCGGCGAGGUUCUGGAAGACGCCAGCGUUGGAAUGGGAGGAAAAGGAGAUGGAGGCCGUCAUGAGCGGUGGUGCAACAUUGGUUCAAAAGUAGAAAAUGCAUCAAAAGAGCCAAACCCAAUACAAUCUCUCAUGAACAUGGUUGCCACCGCUGUACUGUACAAUGUGUAAGAAGGUCUAGAGGACGCCCAUUUCAUAG